CUACUGCAAAGGUGCGGAUGCUGUGGUUCUAGAGCGUUUACAAAAAAGCAAUAUGCAUGAAGAUAGCACAAAGCAAGCACUUGAGGUUAGUGCUGAUGGGCCAUUCACUGUUUACUUACAAAUUUUCAAUCUUUUGAACUUUUUUGACCAUGUAAUACAUAUUUUUGAACUUCUGUAGUUGCAUUCAGUUUGUAUGUUUCUUUACCAUGACCUUGUUGAAGAUGACGUGAAAAUAAUGAAUGGUUAUUUAGACUUUGUUUGUGCUGGCAGGUUUUUGCUCAGAGCUGUCUACGGACAUUUUGUGUAGCUGUGCGCUCUGUAUGUGAGGCUCAGUGGGUGGAGUGGAGUCAUGCUCUCCGGCAGGUUGCCAUUGCAACCACUUGCCAAGAGAAUAUGCUGGAGGAGCUACAUGACCGAAUGGAAAGAGAACUGACGAUCCUUGGGGUGGCAGCUAUUGAAGACCGUCUACAAGAAGGUGUCCCAGAGACCAUUGUCAGCCUCCGGCAGGCAGGGGUGAAAGUGUGGAUGCUGACCGGAGAUAAGACUGAAACAGCUGUGAAUGUGGGUUAUGCCUGCAAGUUGAUUGAUCCAGAUACAAAACUGUUUCAAGGCGAGGAGCUCAGAGAGAUUCUUCAGUCUCCAUGUCAAGAAUUGUGUUUCAAUAAAAAUAAAGUGUCUCAUGUUUGGAGCACACACAAAAUGUCUCAAUGGAGAAAAUCUGCCGUUGUUGUUGAUGGAUUUGAACUUGUGAGUAUCAUGUAUACGUCAAUCUUUACUGAGCAUUUUGUCAAGUAAUGUCAGAAGAAACAGAGCCACUUCACAAACACUGUUCUAAGGUAACAAGGAAUAUGCUGCACAUUUUCUGACAGUCCCAUUUAUCCCAGUAUUCAUCUUAACUUUUCUAAUAAAUACGAGGCAGCUUGUUUUCCAGUGUGGACACAGCAAAAAAAAAAGUUUAUAAAAAUUAAAGGAGGUGGAACUUCAAAGCUUAUUGGAAAAUUGUAUGUUACUCUAUAGAUGACUAUGGAAUCAAUUGUUUGUCCAAAGUAUUCCAUUCAAGUUCCAUAGUUUGUAAAUGUCUGAUUACAGUAUUACAUCAUAUCCACCCCAAAACUCAUUCUGUUUGUUUUUUAUAGGAAAAUCUGAUCAAGACACCUGAGUUGGGUGCCAGGUUUGUGUAUUUGUGCAACCAGUGCCAGUCAGUGCUGU
This is a messenger RNA of Ictalurus furcatus (blue catfish), 1209 nucleotides long. RefSeq names its product phospholipid-transporting ATPase VD. The coding region runs from base 394 to 795 and encodes 133 amino acids. Lineage: Eukaryota; Metazoa; Chordata; Actinopteri; Siluriformes; Ictaluridae. Gene Ontology annotation, biological process: phospholipid translocation; Golgi organization. The record is from RefSeq and is a predicted model, not a curated record. Gene Ontology annotation, molecular function: ATPase-coupled intramembrane lipid carrier activity. Gene Ontology annotation, cellular component: plasma membrane. The transcript has 4 exons.